AUGAAGAGGGAAAACAGGGAGAAUUUGAGAGGCUGGUGGAAGUGGAGUGGGAGUGGGAGUGGGAGCAAGACAAAACGGCUUCCGCAAUCGCUACCGGCUCUGGACAGCCAGACUUGGACGCAGAUAUGGAUCGCGAUAGCGACCACUGCGAGGAUUGCGUCGUAUUACAUCCAGAAGACAUCGUUGCCAUACGAUAUGAACGUCAGCAAUGGAGCGUCCACUAGCAAGAAGCAGGAGAAGGCGCAGGACGCAACUGCCAAGUCACCCGACAAUGCAGACGACCCUUUCGAGAGUGAUGGCGCCCCUAGUUCAGACGAAGAUGAACACCGACCACACGCACAGCCCACCCACCAGUGUUCCUUCGCAACCCCGGAGGAUUGCCAGUGGGACUUCGUGAAGAAGUUCAAGGCAAAGUACCGGCCCCACUUCCAGAAGUUGCCACGCAUGAUGAUGCUGCGCAGAGACACAUGUCUGACCGGGCUGGUGCUAUGCAAGCCUCUAAUGCCGUUAUCGUACUUUAUCCAGGAAAUUGCUGAGAUGACCCGCAAGGAUAGGCCAAGGAACAUCAUGGUCAAGGUGGGCUGUGGGCAGCCGGGCCACACCGUAAACAUGAAGUUCACGGCGGUCGUCCAUAUCGAGAGCAAGCAGCAGCUCCAAGAGUACGGCGGACCGGACUGCGAAUGCUCGCACGGUUGCCAUUGGGGCAUCUGCAUCGGUUUCUUCCACAUUGACCUCGAGUCGUCUGCGGACAACCAGGGGAGAAAGCCUUGCGCCAAGGACGCAAGGCAACGGCAUAAGGAUGAGCUUACCGUCCCUAAAUUCUGCAGUCGUGACGACCAUGAACCCCGAUGCAAAACACAGCUGGCAGUGGACGAUUUCCUGCCCAUCGUCUUGUAG
Anthostomella pinea is the source of this 897-nucleotide messenger RNA. The record is from the annotation of a GenBank genome assembly. Lineage: Eukaryota; Fungi; Ascomycota; Sordariomycetes; Xylariales; Xylariaceae.